Gongylonema pulchrum is the source of this 195-nucleotide messenger RNA. The record is from the annotation of a GenBank genome assembly. Lineage: Eukaryota; Metazoa; Nematoda; Chromadorea; Rhabditida; Gongylonematidae.
AUGUUGCAGGUGAUCGGGAUGAUGAGUUCUAUGGGUUUAGGCAUGAUCCUGCUUGUAUCCACCGACCGCAAGCUAACUCCGAUCUAUCCUCUGUUCGCAGUCAUUUCAAUGGCCAUCGUUGCUAAUUAUUUGUACUUUCUUGUGAUUACGUGUAUGACGUUCGUCAUGUAUCGGGACAAGAAACGCUGCUCCACC